Molecule: messenger RNA, 1758 nt
Organism: Ahaetulla prasina
Lineage: Eukaryota; Metazoa; Chordata; Lepidosauria; Squamata; Colubridae
Gene: BMERB1
Product: bMERB domain containing 1
Exons: 6
Coding region: 274-918 (214 amino acids)
Biological process (GO): negative regulation of microtubule depolymerization
Cellular component (GO): microtubule cytoskeleton
Source: RefSeq, a predicted model, not a curated record
UCAGCCGCGCUUGCCAAUCUGGUAGCAGCAGGAAAUUAAAGGGGGAAAACACACACACACACACACACACAAUACAACAACAACCCACAACAACGCCCCCACCCUACUCCAAGACCAGACCGAGCGACCCUUCUGCCUUCUUUCUCCACCCUGCGUGUCUCUUCUUCUCUCUUCUCUUCUGCUCCAGCUGGGAUGGACUAAAAAGGAAGUGGGUCCCAGGCCAGCCCGAAAUCUUGAAGAACAAGCGGGGUGCCCAGGUGGUGUUCCGACAGCAUGGAGCUGAAGCAAUCCAUCUCCAGCAGCUUAGGAGCCGAGAAACCUCUGAGGAGCUACGGGGCGGUGAAAGAGACGGAAUGGAAACAACCCGCCGAUGGGCUUGGGAAAAAUCAACUCGACAUCAUUUCAAUGGCAGAAACAACCAUGAUGCCAGAGGAGAUAGAGAUGGAAAUGGGAAAGAUUCAAAGACUCCGGGAAGUCUUGGUCAGGCGAGAAUCAGAACUGAGAUUCAUGAUGGACGACAUCCAGUUGUGCAAAGACAUCAUGACCCUUAAGAAAGAGCUGCAGAAUUUAGUCGCCAUCUCAGAGAAAGACAAGACAAAGCUUCAGAAUCAAAGAGAGGAUGAGCUGAUCCAGAAAAUCCACAACUUAGUGCAGAAAAGAGACUUUCUGGUUGACGAUGCAGAAGUGGAGAGAUUAAGAGAGAAGGAAGAGGACAAAGAGAUAGCUGACUUCCUACGACUUAAGUUGAAACCUUUGGACUGUGUUGUACAGUCUCCAACCAGGGUACCUAAAGAGAAGAAAGGUGAGCCUCCACCACCACCACUACCGCCUCUUCCUCCCAACAAACCCACCAUUGCCAAAACCAGCGCUGCUCUCAUCAAGGAUUGCUGUGGGAUGACCCAGUGCGCCAUCAUGUAGCUCCAGCAUCUCUCUCGGGCAACGCCUUCUGCUCGACCCACUUCCCCCGUUGGCCGAAAACAGCAAACAACAACAAACAACUGGUGGGCGAAGGAAUCAGGACAAUCAAUCAAGCACCCAGAUAUUCUUGAUCGUUGAAUCUCCUGUUGUAUUUCUUAACAGUAACUUGUGUGCUGAACUGUGCUAUACUUGGUAACUCCUUGGUGUUGCAUGGACCUCAGUGAGCAUGCCCUAGGUUAAGACGAGGAGUAGACAUUAACUAUAACCAGAACACGGGAGAAGAACCGUGAGGCAUAGACAGAGAUGAGGGGGGUGGGGGAUGGCUUAUGACUUGCGGGUAACAUCAGGGGUCCAUCUGUGAUGUCUUUAAGAGCUGCGUCCACCCAGCCUUGAUCUGGGUUGCGAAUCCACUCAAAAGUUUCUUGACUUAGCUCAGGAUGGAUGGUAAGUCCCCUUCAUAAAAGGUAGGAAGAACAGCCAAGGUGAACGCUAUGCUUAGCAUGCUGUGUGAAUGUAUCUGAUCCGGCAUGGUGAACAAAUUAAGUCCGAAUCCAGCCGAUAGGUAAAUUCCGCAUAGGAGUAGAAAUCGAUUCUUAACCUAACGCCAGCUCUGAAGUAGAAGUAACACGUAGCAGUUUUUCAUGGUCUGUCGAGCACUGGAUACACCCCGCGCCUUCUUCCUUUCACAGGCGGUAUUUGAUCGGUGGGCGAACGGAGGCAAACACCUUCCCAGUGGCUGGGUUGGGUCCUUUUCGCAAUGACGUAUGUGUUAAUAAAAACGCUAAAUAGAAUAGCUAAUAAGCCUACCAGAAGCCGACACUCUGUUCUAUUGUGGUUUGC